Messenger RNA from Myripristis murdjan (pinecone soldierfish), 912 nucleotides. RefSeq lists its product as uncharacterized. Gene Ontology annotation, molecular function: G protein-coupled receptor activity. Lineage: Eukaryota; Metazoa; Chordata; Actinopteri; Holocentriformes; Holocentridae. The coding region runs from base 1 to 912 and encodes 303 amino acids. The transcript has a single exon. Gene Ontology annotation, biological process: G protein-coupled receptor signaling pathway. The record is from RefSeq and is a predicted model, not a curated record. Gene Ontology annotation, cellular component: membrane.
AUGCUCCACUCCAACACCACAGAUACUAUGCAACUCUCUGUUGACUUCAGCACUCCAGUGGAUUAUCUCGUCUUUAUUUUCCAGAUUUUAUUCGCCACAGCUGUGGUGCUCAUAGCCGGCACUGUAGUAAUCGGGAUCCUGGCCACAAAAGCGCUUCGUCUUCAAAACAGAUUCAUUUUUAUGCUGAACACCAGUGUUUGUGAUACGCUGGUCGGACUGUCAGUGUAUUACCUUGGCCUGUUUGACGUUAGGGAGGCGUACCCGUCGAGAAACGGAACAAAAAAUUUCUUACCUGCACUUCUUGGGGUAAAUGUCAUGACUUUUUUAUUUGCACAAUUUGACCGAUAUUUUGCUGUUUGUCACCCUUUUAUCUACGCCCGCUUUAUUACCAGGCGGGUAAUUAUAAUCGUGAAUGUUUCCUGUUGGGUUUAUGUCUAUUCUCAUUGGCUCAUUUCUAGUUUAUUACCAAAAUCUACAGCAAUCAAAAUGUAUGUUUUCAGCAUCGCCGGUUUGCAAAUUAUUGUGUUCGCCAAAGUGGUCAUGACUAUUAAAUUGUACUUUGUUGCCAAGUGGCAGCUUGACCGAGACCCACCUAGCGCCGAGAGAGAAACCAAAAGGGAGUCACUGAAAAUCAUGAUUUUUGUCGUGAUAUUCUUUUUGCUGUUAUGGGGCCCCUCGUUUGUCAAUAUUAUCCUCAGACUGAUGGCAGGUAAAGGUUUGACGUUCAGAAACGAAGCCACCAACCUGUUCGCCAUCAUGGCUCGUUGUAACGCGGUGUGCACACCAGCGGUGUAUGUGUGGGGCAGCCCGGCUCUGAGAGGAGCCAUGGUGAGGACGGUGUGGGGCAGAGUGUGUCCGCUGUGCAGAGAAGGGAAGGCAAGAGGCAGGAAAACACAUGCAAACUGCAUGUAA